CUUUACUUGAUUCUCUUAUUAUUCUCCUCUUCAAUUCUUGAAUUUUAUUUGCUUUAAUUUCAUUUAAGUUCUCUACGAUGUCCUCUUUCGUAUUGUAGGCAAUUUUUCUCCUCGUUUGAUUGGCCUCUUGUUGAUUUUUCUUUCGAGGAUUGCUCUUUGAUUUGUUUCGUUUCUGCUUCGUGUGGCUACUAUUUAUUGGCAGAUUCAAUGAGUAAGAGAGCUUGUCAUCAAGAGAGCACUUUUCCUGUUACUGUUCAAACCCCGAAAUAUAUCUAUACCUGAAACGGUGGAAAGGAUCUUCUUUUAAUUCUCCAUAUUCAUUAGUGAAGGACAAAAGACACUCUUUAAUGAGUUCUGAUUCUGAAAUAUUGCUCAAUGAUGGGCUUAGUGGAGACUCAUUGGUUGACUAUGGGUUGUCUGAAGAGCAGAAAGAGCGAAUAAGGUUUUCUCAAGUAGGCGGUAAAAAGAACUUCGUUCAUAUGGAGAGGAUAAAUGGGAGAAUAACAAAUGUGAUUAGAGGGCUUGAGCUUCACACAAGAGUUUUUAAUGUUGAAGAGCAGAAGAAAAUUGUCAGAUGUGUCCACAAUCUACAACGUAUGGGCCAAAAAGGACAACUUAGAGAGCGAACAUAUUCAGAACCAAGGAAGUGGAUGCGUGGUAAAGGACGUGUGACCAUACAAUUUGGUUGUUGUUACAAUUAUGCAGUGGACAAAAAGGGGAACCCUCCUGGCAUUAUCCGAGAUGAGGAAGUUGAUCCUCUUCCCCCAUUGUUCAAGCAAAUGAUCAAGAGGAUGGUCAGAUGGCACAUUCUGCCACCAUCAUGUAUCCCAAACAGUUGCAUUGUGAAUAUAUAUGAUGAAGGAGAUGGCAUUCCCCCUCAUAUUGAUCACCAUGACUUUGUCAGGCCUUUUUGCACUGUGUCGUUCUUGAGUGAGUGCAAUACACUUUUUGGUUCAAAUUUGGAAAUUCUUGGUCCGGGAGAGUUCUUUGGGCCGGUCUCCAUACGUUUGCCAGUUGGAUCAGUGUUUAUUAUAAAUGGUAAUGGAGCUGAUGUUGCUAAGCAUUGUGUUCCAGCAGUCCGAUCAAAAAGAACAUCCAUCACUUUCAGAAAAAUGGAUGAUAGCAAAUUACCAUUCAAGUUUUCGCCUGAUCCUGAGCUAUUGAGAAUUGAGCCUAUAUAUUACUUCCCUUUAGACAGGUCCCGAGUUCACCAACAUUAUACUCAUCGUACCUAUUCUCAUGCCUCCAAAGCGUCAUACUCACAUAAUCGACGUCGAUAUGAUCAGUACCAGUAUGAAGAAUCGAAUAUGUAUCGAACUGAGACUUCUAGAAGAAUGGAGGAGUCGUUCAUAGAUCAAAAUGUUUAUUUCCCACCGGAUGACUCAAAAUUUAGGAACCAAUUAAGGGAUACUAGGAAAAGAUCGCGGAGAUAAAUUUUCGGCUAUUUAUUAUUCACUACUUUUAUGUAUUUCUAAUUACAAUUUUUUUUUCCUUGUAUGUCGAUUGAAAAGUCCAGGUUAUUGUUUCUAGGUUGGUGUUGUGUAACUUAUGUUUAUACUCUACAUCUUGGGUAGAAUUUUUUAUUUAAUAGAUCAUUGUACUAAAUAAGAUUUCGUUUGUUUUAUGAACUUGAGAAGAUAAAAUGAAUGGAAUUGAUUGAACUUGAAGUA
Messenger RNA from Mangifera indica (mango), 1670 nucleotides. Its product is annotated as RNA demethylase ALKBH9B-like. Gene Ontology annotation, biological process: mRNA catabolic process. Lineage: Eukaryota; Viridiplantae; Streptophyta; Magnoliopsida; Sapindales; Anacardiaceae. The coding region runs from base 348 to 1433 and encodes 361 amino acids. The transcript is spliced from 6 exons. The record is from RefSeq and is a predicted model, not a curated record. Gene Ontology annotation, molecular function: mRNA binding; demethylase activity.